Messenger RNA from Castor canadensis (American beaver), 951 nucleotides. RefSeq names its product olfactory receptor 6B2-like. Gene Ontology annotation, molecular function: G protein-coupled receptor activity; olfactory receptor activity. Gene Ontology annotation, cellular component: membrane. The record is from RefSeq and is a predicted model, not a curated record. Lineage: Eukaryota; Metazoa; Chordata; Mammalia; Rodentia; Castoridae. Gene Ontology annotation, biological process: G protein-coupled receptor signaling pathway.
GCACAGAAGGAUGAAGGGGGAGAACCUCACCAAGGUCAGCACCUUCAUCCUGCUGGGCUUCCCCACAGCCCCCAGGCUGCAGUACGUGCUCUUCCUUCUCUUCCUGCUCACCUACGUCUUUGUGCUGGUGGAGAACUUGACCAUCAUCCUCACUGUCUGGAGCAGCGCCACCCUCCAGAGGCCCAUGUACUACUUCUUGGGCUCCUUGUCCUUCCUAGAGGUCUGGUACGUGUCAGACAUCAUUCCCAAGAUGCUGGAUGGCUUCCUCCUGCAGCACAAAAGCAUCUCUUUCAUUGGAUGCAUGACCCAGCUCUACUUCUUCAUCUCUCUGGUGGGCACAGAGUGUGUGCUCCUCGCUUCCAUGGCUUAUGACCGCUAUGUGGCCAUCUGCCACCCUCUGCGAUACCAAGUCAUCAUGACCAAGGGACUGUGUGUCCAGCUCGUGGGCUUCUCCUUUGUGAGUGGCUUCACCAUCUCUCUCAUCAAAGUCUACUUCAUCUCCAGCGCCACAUUCUGUGGUUCCAACAUCCUAAACCACUUCUUCUGUGACAUUUCCCCCAUCCUCAAGCUGGCCUGCACAGACUUCUCCACUGCAGAGCUGGUGGACUUCAUCCUGGCCUUCAUCAUCCUGGUGUUCCCUCUCCUGGCCACCAUUCUCUCCUAUGGACACAUCACCCUGGCUGUCCUGCGUAUCCCCUCGGCCACAGGCCGUUGGAGAGCCUUCUCCACCUGUGCCUCCCACCUCACUGUCGUCACCAUCUUCUACAUGGCUAUGAUCUUUAUGUAUGUCCGGCCCCAGGCCAUUGACACGAGGAGCUCCAACAAGCUCAUCUCUGCUGUGUACACUGUCCUCACACCCAUGAUAAACCCCCUGAUCUACUGUCUGAGGAACACAGAGUUUAAGGAUGGGUUGAGAAAGGGUUUGGGCUUGGAUCAUGCUCCAUGGUAGGA